This is a messenger RNA of Dictyostelium discoideum AX4, 2811 nucleotides long. It is a transcript of the gene eIF3s8, whose product is annotated as proteasome component region PCI domain-containing protein. The transcript is spliced from 2 exons. The coding region runs from base 1 to 2811 and encodes 936 amino acids. NCBI's taxonomy places the organism in Eukaryota, Evosea, Eumycetozoa, Dictyosteliales, Dictyosteliaceae. The record is from RefSeq and is a predicted model, not a curated record.
AUGUCACGUUUUUAUAGACAAGGUUCAUCAUCAGAAUCAUCAUCAGAGUCAUCAUCAGAUUCAGAUGUUCAAGUAAAAAAACCAACUCGUUAUGUUUCAUCAUCUGAAGAUGAAAUUGAAGAGAAAAGAAUCGUUUUAUCAGCUAAAGAUAAAAUUUGGCAACAAUUUGAUGAAAGUUUAAAAAAAGUUAGAAAUGCUCUUAAAACAAAUGAUUGGGUUUCAACUACUUCAGAAUUUGAUAAUAUGACAAAAUUAAUUACAAAUGGUAAAACAACUAGAAUUAUUGAAAAAGAAGGUUUCCCACCAUCAUUUAUUAAAGCAUUAUUUAUUAUUCAAACAAGUCAUAGAGAUUUAACAACAGAACAAAAAAAGAAAUUACAUGCAAAUAAUAAUAAAUCAUACAAUUCAAUCAAACAAAAGUUAAAGAAAACAUGUGAUCUCUAUGCAAAGGAAUUGAAACCAUAUCAUGAUAAUCCAGCAUUGGUGAAUGAACAAGAGAACAAAGCCAACAGUGAUGAUGAUGAUGACGAUUUAAGUGAAUCUGAGUCUGAAGAGAGUGAAUCAUCAGAUGAUGAUAAAGGUAAAGGUAAAGGUAAAGCUGCAUUUGGUAAGAAACCAGCCACCAAAGCUGUAGUUGCAAAGAAACCAUUAACCAAAAAAGGUGAUGACGAUAGUGAGUCAGAGAGUGAAGAAUCUGAAUCAGAGAGUGAAGAAUUGAUCUCAGAGUCAUGGUCAUCCGAUAGUGAUGACGACUCUGACAGUGACAGUGAUGACGACUCUGGCGAUAACAAAUGGAUGAUUAAAGACGAUAAAAAGGUUGUAGCCAAAGCUUCAGUUACCACCGUGAGAAAGACCGAUAAGGAUAAAUUGGAUCGUAGAAAUGCUGUAGUCUCACCACUCAGUGGAAGUGGCAGUGCCGUUCCAACCGCCGGUGAGGGUGAAGGCGAGAAAUUGACUCAAGACCAAAUCAUGAAGAAAGUUAAAGAAGUCAUCUCCAACAGAGGUAAAUUAAAGACUGACCCAAUGAAACAAAUUCAACAACUUGAAUAUUUUUACAGUUUAAUCCAAGGCGAUAAGGAGACCUUUAUUGUACUCUAUGAAUUGAUUGCCGCUCAAUUCGAUACUGCAUCUGUAAAGGUUGCUCUCUCCAUUCCAGUUUGGCAAAAGGUUGCCGAUGGCAUCAAAAAGUUAUUGGAGAUCUUGGAGACCAAUACCAACUUUGUCUUGGUUCUCGAACACCAAGAACCAACCAUCAGCAAGGGUCAAGUAGCAGUAACUGGUAAUCUUUUAGCUUUAUUCGAAAUGUUGGAUGACGAAUUCUCAAAGUCACUUCAAUCAAUCAACUAUCCAACCAAAGAGUAUUUAGAUCGUUUACAAGACGAACAAAUCAUCUUAGACUUGGGUGAAUCACUUCAAAAGUAUUACGAGUCUGCAGGUAACAAUGGCGCCGCCGCAAAGAUUGCCAUUCGUCGUAUCGAACAUAUCUACUACAAAUCAAGUAAUCUCAAAAACAAUAUCAUCCCAAGCACAAUGCCAUUGAGUGAGCAAAUUACCUUGAUGAGUAAACUCUCAUCUUUUGUCUAUAAAUUUGGUGAUGAACGUCUCAAUGCUCGUACCAUUCUUUGUAACAUCUACUUCAAUGCCAUCAAUAACAAAUUCCAUGAAGCUCGUGAUAUGAUGCUCAUGUCUCAUCUCCAAGAUAAUCCAACACUCAUGGAUGUUUCAACUCAAAUCCUUUUCAAUCGUGCUAUGGUUCAAUUGGGUCUUUGUGCUUUCCGUUGUGGUUACAUUCAAGAGGCUCAAAAUUGUGUCGUCGAAUUCUCUGGUCUUCGUAAGGAUCUUUUGGCUCAAGGUUUAUCAGUUCAAAGCAAAACCGCUGAAAAAGAUACCGUUAGAGAGGUUGAAGAGACCACUCGUAUCCUUCCUGCUCAUAUGUGGAUUCCAAUCGAUUUGAUUGAAACCGUUAAUCUCAUCUCUGGUAUGUUAAUCGCAGUUCCACAAAAUGCCUAUCGUCCAUUCGAUAACAAAUUCAAAACUUGUAAAUUCUAUCAACGUCAUAUGGAUAGUGUCGAUCGUCAAAUCUUUAUUGCCCCAUCCGAAACCUCAAAAGAUAUCAUCUAUCAAGCUAGCAAAGCCUUAUCCGCUGGUGACUGGCAACAAUGUCUCGAACAUGUCAACACCCUUCGUUUCUGGUCCCUCAUCCCAGACAUUGACAGUGUUCGUGAAAAACUCACUCGUAUCGUUCAAGAGGUCUCCUUAAAGACUUUCCUCUUCACUUAUUCCACUUCUUACGAUAGUAUCCUCCUCAGUGAAUUGGCCGAUCGUUUCCAUUUACCAAAGAGUCAAGUUCACUCUAUCGUCGCCAAAAUGAUGAAUAAUCACGAAAUCUCUGCCUCAAUGGAACACUCUACCGAAUCAAUCACUUUCCGUGCUGAACAAACUAAACUCCAAUAUCUUGCUCUUCAUUACUCUGAAUCUUUAGUUGAUUUUGUCGAACAAAAUGAACGUAUUUACGAUGUUAAAUUUGGUACCUCCUACAGAAAGAAGGGUGAUAAUGAUCACUUACCAAUCGCUGGUGGUCAACAUCAUGGUCACCAACAUCAUGGUCAUCAACACCACGGCCAUCAUCACCACAAUCAACAACAACAACAACAUCAUCAACAACAACAACAAACCACUCAACAUCAUCACCAUCACCACCAAAAUCAAAAUCAAGGUAACCAACAAUAUCAAAAUAAAAAACAUCACAAUAGCAAUCAACAAAAAUCUCACAAAAAGAGACAAAAUAAUUCUUUAGUUGUUAAUAAUUAA